Molecule: messenger RNA, 2585 nt
Organism: Lates calcarifer (barramundi perch)
Lineage: Eukaryota; Metazoa; Chordata; Actinopteri; Centropomidae
Gene: ccr9a
Product: chemokine (C-C motif) receptor 9a
Exons: 3
Coding region: 194-1330 (378 amino acids)
Biological process (GO): chemotaxis; immune response; G protein-coupled receptor signaling pathway
Cellular component (GO): membrane
Molecular function (GO): scavenger receptor activity; chemokine receptor activity; chemokine binding
Source: RefSeq, a predicted model, not a curated record
CAGUAAGAGCUGUGUCAGAGUUACAGACAGGGUGGUGGUGGGUGGUGCUGUUGGACGUGCUCCUCCCUGUCUCUAACUUCUGCUUUGACUCGUGGUGUUUCUGUGGUUUAACGGACUCAGACUUGACGAAGCUUCAGACGGAGACGCAGCUGAGACGACGACACAACGACCGUCACUGAAUGACCUCAUCAUUAUGACCUCCAUGGAUGACAUCAUGAACAUUACAGCGUUCACCACCGAGGAUCCCUUCUCUGUCAGCCCCUUCUCCACCACUGAGGACUAUGAAGACUACGACAGCCUGAUGUGUGACCGGGCGUCGGUGCGGGAGUUCAGGGGCCGGUAUGAGCCGCCACUCUUCUGGAUCAUCGCCUUGGUGGGUGGAGCUGGGAACAUGGCCGUGGUGUGGAUCUACCUAAACUUCCGGCGGCGGCUGAAGACCAUGUCGGACGUGUACCUGCUGAACCUGGCGGUGGCCGACCUGCUGUUCCUGGUCACGCUGCCUCUGUGGGCGGCCGAGGCAUCACACGGCUGGCGCUUUGGCUCCGCCCUGUGCAAGCUGAACUCUGCCCUCUACAAGGUGAACCUGUUCAGCAGCAUGAUGCUGCUCACCUGCAUCAGCGUCGACCGCUACGUCGUCAUCGUGCAGACCACCAAGGCCCAAAACUCACAGAUGGAGAGGCGCCGCUGCAGCCGGCUGGUGUGCCUGGUGGUCUGGCUGCUGGCGCUGCUGCUCGCCACGCCCGAGCUUGUGUUCGCCACCACGGCGGAGGUGGACUCGCAGCAGUACUGCAGGAUGGUGUUCCCUGCUCACAUGGGCAACCGCACCAAGAUCCUGGUGCUGUCCCUGCAGGUGAGCAUGGGCUUCUGCCUGCCCUUCAUCAUCAUGGCGUUCUGCUACAGUGUCAUCAUUGUCACGCUGCUCAAGACCCGAAACUUCCAGAAGCACAAGGCCAUGCGUGUCAUCCUGGUGGUGGUGGUAGUGUUCAUUGUUUCGCAGCUGCCCUACAAUGGCGUGCUUGUGAUGGAGGCAGCGCAGGCAUCCAACAUGACCAUGACGGACUGCGACGAGGUGAAGCGCUUCGACAUGGUGGGACAGGUGUUGAAGAGUUUGGCUUACAUGCACGCCUGCCUCAACCCCUUCCUCUAUGCCUUUGUUGGCGUGCGAUUCCGCAAAGAUGUUCUGCAGCUGCUGCAGUGCUGCUUCAGCUGCUGCGGUUGGCAGCCGGCGACCACCAAGGGUCAGCUGAGCAAGAGCAGCAGGAGUCCACUGAGCUCAACCCGGGCGUCUGUGAUGUCCGACAGCGACACGUCACAGCACCUGUCCCUGUGAAGAGCACUUCCUGUUUGAGCUGCAGCAGCCGCGACAAGAAACAAUACAGCACAUCAUCACUCCUUCAUCACUCCAUCACUCCUUCAUCACUUCCAUCACUCCUUCAUCACUCCUUCAUCACUCCCUCAUCACUCCCCAUCACUCCCUCAUCACUCCUUCAUCACUCCUUCAUCACUCCCCAUCACUCCUUCAUCACUCCUUCAUCACUCCCCAUCACUCCCUCAUCACUCCUUCAUCACUACUUCAUCACUCCCUCAUCACUCCUUCAUCACUCCUUCAUCACUCCUCAUCACUCCUUCAUCACUCCCCAUCACUCCUUCAUCACUCCCCAUCACUCCUUCAUCACUCCCUCAUUACUCCUUCAUCACUCCCUCAUCACUCCCUCAUCACUACUUCAUCACUCCCCAUCACUCCUUCAUCACUCCCUCAUUACUCCUUCGUCACUCCCUCAUCACUCCUUCAUCACUACUUCAUCACUCCCCAUCACUCCUUCAUCACUCCCUCAUCACUCCUUCAUCACUCCUUCAGUUUAGCUUCAGCUACUCUUGAAACCUCUGAAAUGUUGGUUGUGUCAGUUCAGAGACAUUGACAGAGAUCAGACUUUAACAAAUUCAAACCACAAGAUUGUUAACUUGGAAUCAAAAAGACCUUGAAUGUAUUACCCUGACAUCUUAUAACGUCUUUUCAGAACCCCAGGAACCCUUUCAAUCCUCUGGACUUUCUCAGGACUUUCCCAGGACUAUUUCUAGUGCUCACUUAGGACUUUCUCUGGACUUUUUUGGACUUUCCCAGGACUGUUUCCGGGACUAUCUCAGGACUUGCCUGUAUAUUAAAUGUGAAUGUUUGAUUUUUAGCUGCUGUUGUUGGAGAGUGUUGGGUCAUAUGACCCCAUUUUUUCCUCACACUGUAUUGUUGUUACCUGAGCGGGAAAAGCAUCACAGGAGCCUUAGACUGAGCCAACGCUGCGUUUCUGUUGCAUAAAUGAUCUUUGUUUAAUAAAACGCAGCCAAACUGUUCAGAUUUAUCUCUGUCAGACUGAUGAUUGUCAUCCACCACUGAACAGUGCUGCUAACAGAUGCUAAAAGGAGCAGCAGGAUGCUAAUGUGGACAUUUAUUUUCCUGGAUGUUUUCUGAUGUAAAUAGUUUUCUGAAUGUUUUUUUGUUGCAUAUAUUUACGUGUAUCAUUUCUGUGAUUCAGACUGAAGUAAAUUGUCACUUUUGUUUCUGAUAAACAUUAAAGUGUGAGUAAAACCUG